Molecule: messenger RNA, 423 nt
Organism: Iphiclides podalirius (scarce swallowtail)
Lineage: Eukaryota; Metazoa; Arthropoda; Insecta; Lepidoptera; Papilionidae
Source: the annotation of a GenBank genome assembly
AUGAAAUCGUGUCCAAAUCAUAGCUGCAGUCGACGUGUCCAUCCUUCCUUCGCGGAGCCAAGAGAAAUCGGGAAGCGACCCUGCGUCGGGAUGUCGGUGUUUAAUCCGAGCCGACCGUGGCCUUCAGUUCGCGUCAAUCAUCAUGACAGAUGGACUGUCAGCGACGCGUCGCAGUCAAGUGCGCGACGAUUAUCAAAUUGCGCCCCCCGUCCGCAACGAUGCUCUUUCCACUAUCACGGCCGCUCUAUCCGGACGGCCUCGGGUGCAUCCCGCGCGCGCCCGUUGGGCGGGAAAACGCUGCGAAUCGAAGGUGAAAGCGUGAAAAGCGACGAAACAAAAACAGACUUCAUAACGAUGGCUGUUAAUUCAUUGACAACUAAACUCCACGCAGUUUUAUGCGAUGAAAAAAAGCAGAUGAACAGG